AGCCAGCCAGCCAGCCAGCCAGCCAGCCAGCCAGCCAUGCCUCUUGCCCCGUCUCGUGUGCAUCUUGCUGUGUCGUUGCGUGGCAUGCCCCCAUGCCCUGUUGCUGUCUUAUCCACCACAGUCUAAACAUGACAGUCAAGAGAGAGGGCGACAGUUGAUGGGCUGCCAAACAGCCGAGCACAGACAAAGGAAACCCCCGAUGCCCACCACGCACACUGGAACAUCUCCACACCCCGUCUGGGAACCACUCGGGCCAUCCGACGUCGUGCCUGGCUCGGCUCUUCUGACUGGCCGCCGCUCGAGAGCCGUUCGACCCCGUCACCGCCAAGUACAGGUGGCUAUCUCACCUCCCCACCCACCAGGUUAUCAAGACAAGGGCCUUCUCUUCUCUUGCCCAGCCCAGGUAGGGUUCUGCGCUAGCAAGUCUCCAGGGUCGUGACGAUUCAUGGGCGAUGAGUUGAAUACAAAGCUCAUGGCGGAUCGUGCCAGAGGACGACACGCACACCCCAAAGCGCUUUGGCUGUGCCUCGGCCGCCGUGUUUUGCAGCCGCGCCCGACUGAGACAUCGAUUCACCUUGACAAGUAAGGCGAGUCCGAGGGCGGGUCCAUGAGGAACCUGACAGCUGGA
Messenger RNA from Microdochium trichocladiopsis, 628 nucleotides. RefSeq lists its product as uncharacterized. The coding region runs from base 158 to 439 and encodes 93 amino acids. The record is from RefSeq and is a predicted model, not a curated record. The transcript has a single exon. Lineage: Eukaryota; Fungi; Ascomycota; Sordariomycetes; Xylariales; Microdochiaceae.